Camelina sativa (false flax) is the source of this 2853-nucleotide messenger RNA. RefSeq lists its product as uncharacterized. Gene Ontology annotation, molecular function: nucleic acid binding; RNA-DNA hybrid ribonuclease activity. Lineage: Eukaryota; Viridiplantae; Streptophyta; Magnoliopsida; Brassicales; Brassicaceae. The record is from RefSeq and is a predicted model, not a curated record.
AUGCAUAGAGCUGAAGUUUCUAAAGGUGAAAUAGCGGCGUCUUAUUUCCAAAAUCUGUUCUCCACGUCUGAACCUUUCAACCCGCAAGAGAUGCUUUCUGGUCUUCAACCUAGAGUUUCAGACAGAAUGAAUCAAGAGCUUUUAGCCACGGUUUCAAAAGAAGAAGUAAAAAAUGCAGUGUUCUCUAUAAAGCCUUCCAGUUCACCGGGUGCAGAUGGUAUGACUGCGUUGUUCUUCCAGCAGUAUUGGGAGGUUGUAGGUGACCAGCUCAAUUCUCCACUGAUGAGUGAUUUAAGGCCGAUCAGUCUGUGCUCGGUGUUAUAUAAAGUGAUUGCAAAAGUUAUGAUGGCAAGACUGCAACCAUUAUUGUCUGAAAUAGUAUCACCAAACCAAUCAGCUUUUGUUCCAGAAAGGUUGAUUUCAGACAACAUCCUUAUAGCUCAUGAAGCAGUUCAUAGUCUCCGUACUCAUAAGGAUAUCUCUAAGAGUUUUAUGGCGGUAAAGACUGAUAUGUCAAAGGCUUAUGACAGAAUGGAAUGGAGUUUUCUUGAAGGAGUGCUCAUUGCUCUAGGGUUUCAAAGAAGAUGGGUGGAUAUGAUCAUGUACUGUGUGUCCUCAGUUUCUUACACAGUUCUAAUUAACGGUCAGCCGUUUGGGCUCAUUAAUCCGCAACGUGGUUUAAGACAGGGUGAUCCUCUCUCUCCGGCUUUAUUUGUGCUUUGCGCUGAGGGUUUGACUCAUUUGCUUAAUAGAGCUGAAUUGGAUGGAAGCUUAAAUGGGAUUCAGUUUUCUCCUGUUGGUCCUUCGAUUCACCAUCUUCUGUUUGCAGAUGACAGUCUGUUUCUAAUCAAAGCUUCAGUGGAUCAGGCGCUGACUCUCCAAGGUAUUCUGGUUGACUAUGGAAAAGUUACAGGUCAGUUGAUCAACCUGGACAAGUCUUCAAUUACUUUUGGUAGCAAAGUGGAUUUAGGAGUCAGGGCCAUUAUUCAAGAAAAGUUGGGAAUUGUUAAAGAAGGAGGGGCAGGUGUAUAUUUGGGAUUACCGGAAUGCUUUAGUGGUUCCAAAGCAGACUUACUAGCCUAUAUCCACGACAAAAUGAAAAGUAGGAUGUCAGGUUGGUUCGCCCGGUCUCUUUCGCAGGGUGGAAAAGAAAUCCUACUGAAAUCAGUGGCCAUGGCAAUGCCUGUGUUCGCUAUGUCAUGUUUCAAGUUACCAAAAAUGACUUGUGAGAAACUGACAUCUGCUAUGUCAGCCUUCUGGUGGGACUCAGUUGAGGACAAAAGGAAAAUGCACUGGUUGGGAUGGGAUAAGUUGUGUUUGCCUAAACAUUUAGGUGGUCUUGGGUUUAAAGAUAUUCAAAUCUUCAAUCAAGCCUUGCUGGCAAAACAAGCAUGGAGGAUUCUGCAAGAAGAAAACAGCUUGUUUGCCUCAUUUUUCAAAAGUAGGUAUUUUGUUGAGGGAGAUUUCUUAUCCGCAGAGCUUGGAGAUAGACCUUCUUAUGCUUGGAGGAGCAUUCUCCAUGGUAGGGAUUUGUUAAAAAGAGGUCUGAGACAAAUGAUUGGUGAUGGUGAAUCUACCUAUGUUUGGUCAUCUCGUUGGUUACUUGAUGGUGUUAUCAGAGCGCCCUUGAUGAAGAAUAUCAUCUUCGAUUUGGACCUUAAAGUUAAAGAGUUGAUUAACCCAUCAACACUUUCUUGGGAUCUGUCAGUUCUGAACCAUCAUUUUUAUCCCCGGGAUGUGGAGUUGAUUUGUAAACAGAAGCCUGUUCCUUUAUCAAAAGAUUUCCUGAUAUGGGAACAUACUAAAAGUGGGGCUUAUUCAGUCAAAUCCGGGUAUUGGGCGGAGUAUCAAAGAGAGAAGAUUGAGCUGGUUACAGAGGCCUUAAUGCAACCUUCAAUCCUUCCUUUAAAAGACCAGAUUUGGAGAUGCAGUACUGUCACAAAGAUUAAGACAUUUAUGUGGAAAGCAAUUUCAGGUGGCAUCCCAGUUGCUGAUAAGAUGAUGGAUAGAGGUCUUAAAUUCGAUUCCAGAUGUCAAAAAUGCGGUUUGGAAGGAGAAUCAACAAAUCAUGUCUUGUUCUCUUGUACGGUUGCUAGACAAAUUUGGGCACUCUACAACUUCCCGUCUCCAGAAAACGGUUUUGAUUCUCAGUCCCUUUAUCAGAACUUGUACUUCCUGUUUUUGACAAGCAAAAAUAUUAAAGUACAGGUCGAGAUAAGAAAAGCCUUCCCUUGGAUUCUCUGGCAACUUUGGAAAAAUAGAAAUUUGUGUUGCAUUGAAGGGAAAAGCUUUAGUCCUCCUGAAACAAUUAUCAAAAUCAGAGAAGAUGUUCAGGAAUGGCUUUUUGAGCAGUCGUUGGUUGAGGAGUCUGUGGAGCGUGUAAAGUCUGAACGUUCACAGCAAAAAAAAGGUUGGUCUCCCCUGCAGCUAGGUUGGUUUAAAUGCAAUUUUGCCUCGUCUUGGGACAAAAUUUCAAAUUCGAGUGGAGCGGCUUGGGUUUUGAGAGAUCAUAAUGGGGUAGUUCUUUUGCACAGUCGAGCAUCCUUUUCCCAGAUGUUUUGUAAGCAGGAUGCAAUGUUUCGAGGUUGGCUUUGGUCUAUUGAAAGUAUGUCUAGUCUUCAUUUCGAUAAGAUCCUUUUUGCUUCUGAAGAUUCUGAGCUUAUCGGAGCUGUUCUCAGACCAAAGGCAUGGCCUUGCUUUAAACUGCAGUCUCAUAUUUUGAGAGCUAGUUUGGAAAAAAUUUUGGAUUGGAAAUUGGUUAUGGAAGACAGGACCUCAAAUCUUGGAGCACAUCUAAUCGCUAGAAGUGUAACAAGGGAGGAUCGUCGCCAAUCGUAUGUAGUAUACACCUAG